GUUGAUUAUGCAUGUACACCUGAAGAAGUGCAGCAGCAUUUCCAAUCUUGUGGUACUGUCAACAGGGUUACCAUUCUUACAGAUAAAUUUGGUCAACCCAAGGGCUUCGCUUAUGUGGAGUUCCUUGAAGCCGAGGCUGUUCAGGAGGCCCUCCUUUUAAACGAGUCAGAGUUGCAUGGAAGACAAUUGAAGGUUCAACAAAAGCGGACUAAUAUUCCUGGGAUGAAGCAGUAUUUUCCUCAGCGUUACAAUCCUUACAUGGGUUAUCGAUCCAGGAGGCCUUAUGUACCCCCGUAUUUCUACUCACCAUAUGGAUAUGGGAAGACUCCCCGUUACCGAAGGCCCAUGCGAUACAUGCCAUACUACUAAGGAGGGCUUUGCCCAUAACUAGACUGCCAUAUGAAUCUAUAUUUAUGACUUCACUUCAAGAGCCUAUAGAACUAUGGACUUGAUUAUCUUUAGCCAUUCGAUGUCGAACUAUAUCAAUGAUCUAAUGUAUGAUAUACGGUAAUAUCCAAACUUUUUGUAUGAUGAUUUGGCUAUGAUAUCCAAACUUUUUAGCAACUAA
Messenger RNA from Cucurbita pepo subsp. pepo (vegetable marrow), 568 nucleotides. The record is from RefSeq and is a predicted model, not a curated record. Lineage: Eukaryota; Viridiplantae; Streptophyta; Magnoliopsida; Cucurbitales; Cucurbitaceae.